AAGAUCGGGUUGUUGAUGUUUGUCUGCCAUUCUCGCACAGCGUGCGUGAACGCGCUGAUGGAGUAUCCUGUCUGCGUGAACCGGCUGCGCAGAGGUAUGCAGAUACAUACGUUGACAGGCAGGUAGGAAAGCCAAUUAAAAUGCUUGGACCGAGGAAAGAUGUGUGGGAAAACUUGAUUCCUUACUUCAUUAAGAUUUGUCUAAUUUGUUCUUUGGUUUAUGUUUUCUUUUAUUGUCUGCAUGUUUCUCUUUCUGUCUGUGCUUUUCCUCUGUUCCUGUUUGGUCACACCCUUCUUCAUAAUGAAUGCCUCUGUCAGUAAACACAUGUUGCAAGUGCUCUUGACUGUCCACAGGGAAACCCAGGAACACUAUACAGACUGGUGAGCACCAGCUUUCACUGAGCCAACAGGAGAAUGGUAACUAUCCAAGGCUAACCCAAGAGUUGAAUGACAAUAAGUACCUUGCCCCUCUGCCAAACACCCACAAGCAACUGCAGCAGCCACAGCUUCGUAUCAAUGUUCAACAUGUUGAUGCUCCUCCGAGGGUCCCACCGACUCCAUCGGUGCCUAAUGUGCAGCUGCGAAGGCUAGAGCAGCACCAGCUGCAGUUGCGGCACAUUCGGCAACGCCAGGAACAGGAACGGCUGCAAUGGCUGUGUCUGGAGGAAGAAAGACAGUGGCAGGAGCAGCAAAGGGCAUUGGAGAGGCAACGUCGAGAGCUGCUUCAGUUGCAACUACAACAGCAGCAGCAGGAACACCGACUCCGCCGACAGCUCCUGCAACGGCAGCUUGAGAUGGAGCAGCAACAGAGACUCAAACAUCAGUCACAGGUGAAAAGGCAGGUGAAAGGGCAACCGUGUCUCCAGUCACAUUCAUCUGGACUCUGCACCAUCUAUGAGGCCAUGGAGACCAGCGAGGAAGAAGGGGAUGCAGAAAACGGAUCUACCGCCAACCAAGGUUCCCCCAACCAGACAGGCCAUUCCAUCCCGACAGACCUACCGCUUAGAGUGGCCAAUGGAAACCUUCGCCGACCACCUCCACAGGAACUAGACUGGAACACAAAACUGGACAUGGUCCAGCAGCUUAUUAACCAGGCUAUGCUUCUAGCUGGGGAGGACGGCUGUCUUCCGAUCCUGUACCUACCUGGUCAGGGAGGGGGCAUCCUCAGCCCUCUAGAGAGCAGCAUGUGCCCACACAUCAUGUCCCACUUCGACUGCUCCACCGCAACAGUGGCCUCCGUCAGUAGUUACUCCCCCAGCAGCCAGGCCAGUUCCCCACAGGGUGACUGGACUGUGGUGGAACUGGAGACACAUCACUGACAGUCUGAGCACUAUUCAAUCCAGCAUGUGCACUAAAGACCAGUAUCAAUCACCUAUCCCAAACUAUAAUAGAAAACACUAAGCUGUCCAAUAGCUCUACCUGGAUUUUACAAAUGUAUCCCAUAAGCCUUCUAAUUGGGUCUCUUGUGUUCUAGCUAAUCCCUUCUGAAUGCAGUCAUUUUGAGUCUUCAGUACGCAACCACAUUCCU
Sinocyclocheilus grahami is the source of this 1527-nucleotide messenger RNA. RefSeq names its product proline-rich protein 36-like. NCBI's taxonomy places the organism in Eukaryota, Metazoa, Chordata, Actinopteri, Cypriniformes, Cyprinidae. The coding region runs from base 794 to 1318 and encodes 174 amino acids. The transcript has a single exon. The record is from RefSeq and is a predicted model, not a curated record.